AUGUUUUUUCGAAUCGUUUCCUUGCUAUUUAUUCUCAUUAAUCUUUAUUCAAAAAAUCAAGUGUUUGCAUCACCGGUGUUACUUUGGAGCAAACUGAAAUUUCCUCAAUCGGAAGUUCCUCUAGCUCCACUCUCCUCAUUAAAUCUCAUAUCUGAUUACAUUUGUCAAGUACCCAAUAAACAAAUUGAUCUACGCAUUUUUGCUGUAAAAAAUCUGGCUAUUGAAGAUAUUCAACGUGGUCCACAACGUGAUCAUCCACUUCUAUUAGAUGCUAAAAAAAAUCAAGAAAAUUUUCUCUAUUUUCCUAAUGUUGACAAUGAUGUAUACACAGCAUUUUCAUUAAUUCCACGAUCAAAUAAUAUGAAAUGUUCACAUAUACACUUUGAAAUAAUAUCAUUGAAAACUUUUGAAAUAUUAAAUGAUGCAUUAAAUGAAAUACAAACAACCAUUGAUAAUAUUGGAACAGAUGCAAAUAAUGCUGUUCUUAUUGCACUUAUAAAUGAUCCAGUUGAUGAUAAAAUAUUGUCUCGUCAACGUCGACUAACUCAAGUCCAGGAAAAAACAGUACUGAUAUCGAAUAAUAAAACAUGUAUGUUUUAUGCUAAACAAUUAUAUUGGAAUGAUGUUAAUGGAACAGUAUCAUCUGCUCGUAAUUAUAGUCUUAGUUUAAAUGAAAGUUCUUGUCUGCCAAAUAUAACACCCGAUGGCAAUUAUACUUCAGUUAUUCUUAAUCUUGUUUGGAUUAAUAGUCAAGUACCAAGAGAUACUGUUACUGUAAGUCUGACUACAACAAAAAUGGGACGUUUUUGGAGUUUGGAAAAUGCUACUCUUAAUCAAAAUGAAUAUCGUUAUUUUGUAUCUGGAAUGCAUAGUCCAAUGGAAACACCUCCGACAUAUUCCUAUGUUUGUACAACAGCAGAAUUUGUUCGAUACGAUAAUUCGAAGACAAAAUAUGGGCAAUACAAUUUUAGCAAUAAAUUUUAUAUAAAAGAGCUUCAAUUUCAACCAUUUAAUGUUAAUGGAUCAGUUUUUGGUUUACCGAAUUAUUGCACAUCAUUUUUUACACGAGGCAUAUGGAUGGCAAUAACAUCAAGUUUACUUUGCUUGGGCAUAUUAUUAUUUGGCAUUUAUCAUUUAAUGAAAAUAAAAUCAAACGAUCGAUUUGAUGAUCCAAAAGCAAAACCAUUGAUUAUUAAGGCCCAAGAAUAA
Molecule: messenger RNA, 1209 nt
Organism: Rotaria sp. Silwood2
Lineage: Eukaryota; Metazoa; Rotifera; Eurotatoria; Philodinida; Philodinidae
Source: the annotation of a GenBank genome assembly